Molecule: messenger RNA, 1968 nt
Organism: Orbicella faveolata
Lineage: Eukaryota; Metazoa; Cnidaria; Anthozoa; Scleractinia; Merulinidae
Biological process (GO): cell differentiation; regulation of transcription by RNA polymerase II
Cellular component (GO): nucleus
Molecular function (GO): sequence-specific DNA binding; DNA-binding transcription factor activity, RNA polymerase II-specific
Source: RefSeq, a predicted model, not a curated record
UUUACAUUGAUUCCAACGAAAACACCAUCUCAAAAGAAUUUCUUAGCUUGAUAUGCGGAAAACAAACUUUUCAGUUUUAAAUUGAACCGCAACCUAUAAAAACGCUUGCAGCCGACACAUCCUGCAGGAAAAUGUAUAGUUUGUCAGGCCACCCUGGUUGGCUGAUCAACGCGCUAGACACUUCCUGUUCCUCUUGUUUUAACAUCCACUGGAAGAAGUACCAUUAUACGGAGGAUUGAUAAGUCCAUCCAGCUACUUCCACAGAAAGCAAAAAGAUCGAACAACUGAGACAACUAAGUUAUUUUGUAUCCGCGAGCCUGGGGGAAUAAUUUUUGUCAUCUGAGGGGAAAAGUUAUCAAUGUCGGGUGAGGACCAAGUUGAUGAUCAAGUGGAAGAAACUUCAGAACACGUUUCCAGGAAGCUAGACAGUUUAAGUCCGACCACCGAGAUGGAUUACGAAAGAGAACCACGCUACAAGAACAUCAUUCAUUUGUGGGAGUUUUUACUGGAACUUCUGGCAUACGGUGACGAAUGCCGUUCAAUGAUAGCUUGGGUCAGGGAGGAACACGGAGAGUUUAAACUGAAAAACAAGGACGAGGUUGCAAAGAAAUGGGGUGCAUACAAAAAGAUAAAAGGCAUGAACUACGAAAAGCUCAGUAGAGCUUUGCGGCACUAUUAUCCUAAAGGUAUCAUUAAAAAGGUCCCUGGCCAGCGGCUGGUGUACAAGUUUAACAAGUUACCCUACAAGUACGAACCUGGCGUCACCAGAUCCCUGUAUCACGGACACAGGAUUAAGGCAUGCCUCCAGCAGCAAAAACGAGUCGAGACUACGCCUCCCCAGAGAGACACUGGUGGGUUGCCGUCUGCAUUUACCCCCGUCAGUACCCCUCUCAGGAAGAGCUGGACCUGGCCGCUCUUGCCUACGCCUUCGCGUCCGAUGUUGUGGUGUCCAGGCCCCGUGAUUCACACUCCAUCAAGCUCUGAUUGCUCUAAGACGAGGAUUAUGUUCCCAAUUACAGUCGAUCCGAUGACGUCGUAUGCAUUGCCGUUUGGCUUUAAGCAGGAACGUGUGUCUCCUGUGUUUUACAAGGCAACGCCCGAAACUAAGGCAAUCCCUGUCUCUGUAAUCAAGCGAGUUUAAUCAGUGAAAACUUCUAACAUAUAUUUCUUGCUUUCACGUGAUAAUUAUCGCUACGCUGUGCCCAGUUAUCUUUUUUAAAAAAUCAUUUUUGUAGUCUAUGAUGGAUGAAAGCCCUAUAUUUUAUGUGACCAUUGUGGUCUGAGAAGUGCUUAUAUGUAGUGCUAUGUACAAUGAUGCUGUACAAGGUGGUUCUAACUUUUAAGUCUGUGAAUAAAACCCUAGGGUGUGACCAUUCAAAUGAAAGCUACUGAGCAGUACUUUCACGUGGCACUGUUUAUCAUGACUUAAAACUAAAGGUAGUUUUUAACUUUUUAAGUCUGGAUGAAACCCUAGAGCAUGACCAUUCGAGUGAAAGUAUUGUGCAGUUCUUUUAGAUAGUACUGUUUAUUAUGUUGUACAAGUGAGCUUCAGCUUUUAAGCCUGUGGAUAGAACCCAACCUUGUGACCACUCAAAUGCUAAAAGUAGUACUUUCAUGCUGUAAUGUUUUUUAGUGUACAAGGUGAUAUAUAAUUCAAUAAAUAAUACCAAUUCUUCAUAUCAGAGGGAAUGCAGGAAUAUGCAGAAAUGUUUCACGAUGUACUGAGUUAAGUUUUACUAUCUUAUUUAACUGUUUGGAUUCAAUUCAUACCUAGCAUAGGGGGUCAUAGCUCCUUCUCUACACAAGUUGUGUGCUAACGGGACGAAGUGUAAAAACGUUGAGUCGCGAGGAUCGCCCCAUGAUAUCAUCUAAAACAUCUGAUGUUGUCCUGUUAUGUCCCCUUAGAUCUUGUGUCUUUUAUGUUUCCGAAAAACUAAUUCCAAAUAAAUUCGAUUUUAUGAUUCAUCA